UUCACUAAACAAACUGUGUAGUUUUGGCCAGCAAAAACAGGGGUCUUUGCGGUGAAGCUGAUGUUUGAUUCCAUUGCAAUAAGGUUUAAGGCUGGGCAAGAAUCCUUCAGAUCAAUCACUAGAUCUUACUACAGAGGGGUAGCUGGGGCUCUUCUGGUCUACGACAUAACUAGGAGAGAGACAUUCAACCAUCUAGCAAGCUGGUUGGAGGAUGCUCAGCAACAUGCAAAUCCAAACAUGACAAUCGUGCUUGUAGGGAACAAGUGUGAUCUUGCUCACAGGAGGGCUGUCAGCAAAGAAGAAGGCGAACAGUUUGCAAAGGAGAAUGGGCUCUUAUUCUUGGAGGCAUCUGCCAAAACAGCACAAAAUGUUGAGGAGGCCUUCAUAAAGACUACUGCAAAGAUCCUCCAGAAUAUUCAGGAAGGUGUUUUUGAUGUAUCGAAUGAGGUACUCAUCAACUCAGUUUGUUGUGGAGGCAUUUUGUUAUGACUUACCUUAGAUUGGAUAUUAUAUUGAGUUCUUGUUGUUUUCGUGCUUGAUUGCUAUUCUGGUGUCAAGAUAACUUCAUAGUUGUCAUAAAAAGGUUUAUGCAUG
This is a messenger RNA of Rubroshorea leprosula, 594 nucleotides long. NCBI's taxonomy places the organism in Eukaryota, Viridiplantae, Streptophyta, Magnoliopsida, Malvales, Dipterocarpaceae. The record is from the annotation of a GenBank genome assembly.